This is a messenger RNA of Ficedula albicollis (Collared flycatcher), 1265 nucleotides long. It is a transcript of the gene GABRB1, whose product is annotated as gamma-aminobutyric acid type A receptor beta1 subunit. The record is from RefSeq and is a predicted model, not a curated record. The coding region runs from base 21 to 1265 and encodes 414 amino acids. Gene Ontology annotation, molecular function: neurotransmitter receptor activity; GABA-A receptor activity; extracellular ligand-gated monoatomic ion channel activity. The transcript has 7 exons. Gene Ontology annotation, biological process: chemical synaptic transmission; regulation of membrane potential; monoatomic ion transmembrane transport. Gene Ontology annotation, cellular component: membrane; neuron projection; synapse. Lineage: Eukaryota; Metazoa; Chordata; Aves; Passeriformes; Muscicapidae.
GUCCGCCCGUGGAUGUGGGCAUGCGGAUAGAGAUCGCCAGCAUCGACGUGGUCUCGGAGGUCAACAUGGACUACACCCUGACCAUGUACUUUCAGCAGUCCUGGAGGGAUAAAAGGCUCUCUUAUUCUGGAAUACCUUUGAACUUAACUCUGGACAACAGAGUGGCUGACCAGCUCUGGGUGCCGGACACGUAUUUCCAAAAUGACAAGAAAUCAUUUGUCCAUGGGGUGACAGUGAAAAACCGAAUGAUUCGACUCCAUCCAGAUGGGACGGUCCUUUAUGGCCUACGGAUCACAACAACAGCUGCUUGCAUGAUGGAUCUACGCAGAUAUCCUCUGGAUGAACAAAACUGCACGCUAGAAAUUGAAAGCUAUGGAUACACUACUGAUGAUAUUGAAUUUUACUGGAACGGAGGAGAGUCAGCAGUAACAGGAGUUAAUAACAUCGAGCUCCCGCAGUUUUCUAUCGUGGACUACAAAAUGGUAUCAAAGAGAGUGGAAUUUACAACAGGAGCAUAUCCUCGAUUAUCACUUAGCUUCCGGCUUAAAAGAAAUAUUGGAUACUUCAUUUUGCAAACCUAUAUGCCUUCCACGCUGAUCACAAUUCUGUCAUGGGUGUCCUUUUGGAUCAAUUACGAUGCCUCUGCAGCCAGAGUUGCUCUAGGAAUCACGACUGUGCUGACCAUGACCACCAUCAGCACCCACCUCAGGGAGACCUUGCCAAAGAUUCCCUAUGUCAAGGCAAUAGAUAUUUACCUGAUGGGAUGCUUUGUGUUUGUGUUCCUGGCCUUGCUGGAAUAUGCCUUUGUAAACUACAUAUUCUUUGGGAAAGGACCUCAACGUCAAAAAAAGACAGCAGGCAGGGCAGGACAUGCUACAGGCGAGAAGAGCAGGCUGGAAACAAAUAGAGUCCAGGUUGAUGAUGACUGUGGAAACAUGAUUCUCAGAGCGCUUGAAAUGCGAAGCGACGUGCGCAGCUCAGAUGUGCUCACGAGCCUCCCAGAGCCCCGAGCCACCACCUACACCUGCAGCAGUGCCAACCUGGAGAACAGAAGAGCCCCUCCCAGCAGAGACCUCUACAACAGGAGUGCCCUGGACAGGCACAGGCUCCAUCAAAAAGGACACUUACGCAGGAGGGCAUCCCAGAUCAAAGUCAAAAUCCCUGAUUUGUCUGAUGUCAACCUGAUAGACAAGUGGUCCAGAAUGGUCUUUCCCAUCAUGUUUAUUCUUUUCAAUGUUGUUUACUGGCUGUAUUAUGUCCACUAA